AUGCUAACUGAUUACGUCGGUAAAGCUGAGGAUGCUGAUAGUGCUCGUAGUUGUCAUAUGUCGGAAUCUCAAACACUGAAUUUUGUCAAUGUUCACCUCUUCCAUGAUGAAUCCAAUUUAGCAUUGAUUCAUGAAAAUCCACUCUUGUAUAGUUCAAAUCGCAAGAGGGCCCUUGACUACGUGUUGGAGCAGCUUGGAGCUGAGAAUUGGAAUAAGUCGCUUUGUUUCGUUUUUGGUGAUCUUAACUUUCGGCUCGAUUCGCCUUCUUUCCUCCACCGCUUGACGGAGAGGGCAUCCGCACAUCCUCUCGAAGAACAGCACGGGUCGGUUACAGAAGGACUUCUGUGUGACAGCUGCACAGCCGUGUCGGACACACUGCGAAGAACCAUUUCAGCAAUUGAAUUCCGUCGGAAGUCUCAAAACGAUAUCAAUGCAGGUUGCGUUCUUCGCAUUGAACGGAAGAGGUUCGACUAUUUCAACCAGAAGAAGUUGCUGGAUGACUGGAAAUCAUAUCUCGAAGAUGACCGCGAGGCAGGCAAUUUCAAGGAUCUGCAUGAACUUCCAAUAAACUUCCCGCCAACUUAUCCAUGGAGUGAAAACCCAGACGAAUCAGAAGUGAUGAUGAAGACACGCCCUCCGGCAUGGUGCGAUCGCGUUCUGAUGAAUGCGACAGCAUUUACAGUAGUGAAGAAAGGGAAUCCCAUCUAUUCUUCUUUUGGUAAAGAUGUAUGCACAGGGGAUCACAAGCCUGUCGCUCUUGCUUUCUCAUUGGAUGUAUGA
Necator americanus (New World hookworm) is the source of this 780-nucleotide messenger RNA. RefSeq lists its product as uncharacterized. Gene Ontology annotation, biological process: phosphatidylinositol dephosphorylation. NCBI's taxonomy places the organism in Eukaryota, Metazoa, Nematoda, Chromadorea, Rhabditida, Ancylostomatidae. The record is from RefSeq and is a predicted model, not a curated record. Gene Ontology annotation, molecular function: inositol-polyphosphate 5-phosphatase activity. Bases 1 to 780 code for a protein of 259 amino acids. The transcript has 7 exons.